Fulvia fulva is the source of this 411-nucleotide messenger RNA. RefSeq lists its product as uncharacterized. The coding region runs from base 1 to 411 and encodes 136 amino acids. NCBI's taxonomy places the organism in Eukaryota, Fungi, Ascomycota, Dothideomycetes, Mycosphaerellales, Mycosphaerellaceae. The transcript has a single exon. The record is from RefSeq and is a predicted model, not a curated record.
AUGACACAACCGCGUUUCCGAGGUACCUCACUUCCCACCUUCGACGCCGAGACCGAAGCCCUCCUCGAUCUCAUCAAGACAGCCAUCGACGAAGAAUCCAACUUUGCCACCUGGCGUGAGAAGAAUGUCCCAGAUGAACAGAUGGAAACUGUCAUGAGGGUGAUGUGUGUCGCCAACGCCGCUUGCGGCAGAGAGUACCACAGCGUCUUACGCCGGGCCUACACCAAAGAGCUGGACUUUAGACAGCUCAUGGUGGCGCCGAAAAAGAUCGCCACAUCGAUGGAGCUUCAGGAUGAAGGGAGGAAGAAGACACCGAGGGAGAGGCAGCGUGAUAUGUUUACUCGGCUUGUUGAAGAAAUCAGGGAGUUUCGGGAGGCGGUUGCGGCGGUUAAAGUGGUUCCGGGAUUUUGA